Molecule: messenger RNA, 1056 nt
Organism: Aspergillus tubingensis
Lineage: Eukaryota; Fungi; Ascomycota; Eurotiomycetes; Eurotiales; Aspergillaceae
Product: transcription factor SUA7
Exons: 1
Coding region: 1-1056 (351 amino acids)
Biological process (GO): transcription preinitiation complex assembly; transcription initiation at RNA polymerase II promoter
Cellular component (GO): nucleus; transcription preinitiation complex
Molecular function (GO): TBP-class protein binding; RNA polymerase II general transcription initiation factor activity
Source: RefSeq, a predicted model, not a curated record
AUGGCUGCCGUUUCCCCUGCUGCCGCUAGGGCCGAGCCAGGCCAAUGGAAGAAGAACCUUUCGGCCCACGUCAUUUGCCCCGAGUGCAAAGAAGUGCCCCCUAAUCUGGAGUUUCCUGGUUCCCAUGAAACUGUUUGCGGCUCAUGUGGCUUGGUCCUCGCUGAUCGGGAAAUCGACAUGCACUCUGAAUGGCGUACAUUCUCCAACGACGAUCAGAACAACGACGACCCUUCUCGUGUUGGAGAUGCUAUGAACCCGCUUCUCAACGGUGAUCAGCUGGAGACCCAGAUUGCUAGUGGUGGGUCGGGCCGCGUUCGCGACCUUUACCGGGCUCAGAACAAGCAGUCAAGUGAAAAGGCAAACAAAGCUCUUCUGGCAGCCUACAAGGAGAUCGGUGCUCUCUGUGAUGGUUUCAACAUCCAGAAGAACGUGGCAGACACAGCGAAAUACCUCUUUAAGAUUGUGGACGAUGCCAAGGCAUUCAAGGGAAAGUCUCAGGAUGUGAUCAUUGCAGGCUGUAUUUUUAUCGCCUGUCGCCAGUGCAAGGUGCCACGUACCUUCACUGAGAUCUUCGCGGUGACCAAGGUUACGAGGAAAGAAAUUGGUCGUAUUUACAAGGCUUUGGAGAAGUUCUUCACUGCGCAGAACCUCGAGCGGAUCAAUGCUGUGGUCUCCAGCGGAGGUGUCCCUGACCCCAACGACACAUACACCGCUACGACUUCCACCAAGCCUAGUGAUCUUUGCAACCGUUUCUGUAACCUGUUGGAUCUGCCCUUCCAGGUUACCAGCGUCUCCUCUGCUCUAUCCGAUCGCGUGACAACGAUGGGAGAUUUGGCUGGACGUUCUCCCCUGUCCAUUGUGGCAGCCUGCAUCUACAUGGCUUCGUACCUGAUGGGACAUGGCAAGAGCGCCAAGGAGAUAUCCCAGGUGGCCCAUGUCAGCGAUGGUACGAUCCGCGGUGCUUACAAGCAGCUAUAUGCUGAAAGAGAGCGCCUAAUCGAUCCCGAGUGGAUCAAAGAUGGAAAGGGUGACUUGAAGAACCUGCCUAAUAGUUGA